Molecule: messenger RNA, 2483 nt
Organism: Linum trigynum
Lineage: Eukaryota; Viridiplantae; Streptophyta; Magnoliopsida; Malpighiales; Linaceae
Source: the annotation of a GenBank genome assembly
CUCCUCCGCCCCCUCUAUCGUCAAACUACCCACCCCCCAAAAUUCAUCACUCUCCAUCGGACACAGAUAAAACUCUUCUCCGACUUUACUUCCUGAACUUCUCCCCGGCUUCCCUUCCCCCAACGUCUCGCUCAAUUUCCUCAGCCCCCACUUACUAUGGCUGCCGCGGCGACUGAGGAUCCCACCGGCGCGGCCGAAGGAGGCACUGCCGCCGUCUCUUCAGUGAUCGACGAGAUAUACGAGUUCUCCGCUCCCAGGUUCUUCGGUUUCACUAAAGCGGAGUCUAAGGAAGAUAUGAGGAAGGCGGAGCUCUGGUUCGACACUGCUCCCAGUCACGCCCCUUCUCGUACGUUUCCUCCCUCCUUACAAUUCUCUCCAACUCUCCCACUCUAUUUCUUCUUUUAUCGUUCUUGGAUUAGUCGAAAAACACAACAAUCAUUGCUCGCACGCUCGCUCAGUCUUCAGGAGUUUGUGAAUUCACUGAUUGCUCCUGGUUUGCUAGGUUUGGUGUGGUUUCAAUUUGAAUUCUUGAAUUAGGGGUUUGUGAAUUCACUGAUUUUGCUCCUGGUUUGCUAGGUUGGGUGUGGUUUUAAUUUGAAUUCUUGAAUUAGGGGUUUACUGGUUAACCUCAAGGGUUAGGGUAAAAAAUCGCAGAAGGCUCUGUACCGUGUCUUGAUGAUUUUGUUGUUCUAUGAUUCGUUUUUGCAGUUUUUAUGCCAAGAAUUAGGACUGGCAGGAUCACUCAAGGUUAAUAGCCUGUGUGAUUUUACUGAAGCUGACCAAAUCCCCAAGGUAGGUCAUUAUUUGAUUGAGAUUCCUUCACUCGUUGAUCAAGUGAUUAUUAAGCCAAAUUGACUGUCUAUAAGGCUUCAUGACGUUCAUAUUCUGUAAUAGGCUGCAGAAUCCUCAGAGUCAACUGCUGCUGAGAGAGAAGACAAGCAAUCAGCUGAAACAAGGGAAGCAGCAGCAAACAAGGAAAACAAUGGCUGCCAGGUGAAUGUGUUACCUGCUGGCAAUGAUACUUGCAAGGGCGUUGUGGAGAGAGAAGGUUAUUCUCUUCUUUGAGCAGAAAGAGAAAGCAACUAUUCAUAAGCAAGAACAUGCAAGGUUCACCUUUCAGUUACCUGCUGGCAAUGAUACUUGCGAGGGCGUUGUGGAGAAGGCUAUUCUCUUCUUUGAGCAGAAAGAGAAAGCAACUAUUCAUAAGCAAGAACAUGCAAGAAUUACUUCCAUGAAAGUUGAAUCUGCUGAAGUUAAAGAGCAAACCAGCACCGAGGCAUGCAGCACGCCGCAGCCAUCAUUGCAUUCACAGAAAGGAGGUGCAUUGACGGGCUCCAAGAAGCAUCAAUCAGCCAGGCACAUAGCUAGUUUGGUUAAGAAUCCAUCAGUGCUAAAAUCCAAGAGUCAAGCACAAUCCUCCCAGGUCAAAGGUGUCAAACCACAGUCAAGCCUGAAAAAAGGAGGUAAUAAUAAUACAAACAAUCCUGCUGGAGCUUUCUCCUUCGCACAGGAGAACCAGGCCAUCAAACGGCAGAAGCUUGAAGACGGGAAAUCCAGACAGAUUCUUAAUGUUAGACCCCCACAACCAUUACCCCACAAGUCCAAGCUGGGUCUUUCAACUAGCAAUGCAAACUGUGUAGCUAACAGAACGCAGAAAGAGGAGAGAAAGGUUUACGUUCGGGAAACAGCUGUGCAAGCUCCUUUUGUCUCGACGGCAGAAAUGAUGAGGAAGUUCCAAACCAGUACUAGGGACUUGUCUUUACCUAUCCCACAGGGGAAACCUAAGCUCACGCUUACAAGGCCCAAGGAGCCGGCUUUUGAAACGGCUCAGAGGGUCCGUCCAGUCAGAGUUAAGAGUAGUGCGGAGCUUGAAGAAGAGAUGUUGGCCAAAAUUCCAAAAUUCAAAGCUAGGCUAGUAAACAAGAAGAUUCUGGAAGCUUCAACUCUACCAAUAAUACCAAGAAGUACACCACAGGCACCUGAGUUUCAGGAGUUCCAUCUUGAGACAGCAGUUAGGGCUACUCACAAUGCAGAAUCAGCAUCAGUAGCCUCAACAGAAGUUUCUCGUCAGAACAAUGAAUGGAAGCCUCAUUGCACCGAACCUAAAACUCCAUUGCUUCAGACCUCUUUGAGAGCUCGUCCAGUAAAGGUUAAAAGUACUCUUGAACUUGAGAAAGAGGCUCUCGAGAAGAUUCCUAAGUUCAAGGCAAAGCCUUUGAACAAAAAGGUAUGGUAUCUAACUUGAUGGCGUCCUAAUUCCCAGCUAGGGUGAUGUAACUCGUCCAACUCCAAUGAAACAAGUGAGUAGGAGAUUUUCGACGCAAACCAGGGGAAGAAAAGGGAUGGUGUUCGAACGUGCAACUUCGCACCAAUGAACGGAAGAGGCUCGAUCGAAUUAGCAGUCGCAACUCGUCCACAAUUGAGGUGAAUACUCAAUUGAUACUGAGCUCGCUUGAUUGACGGAAUACAAUCCCCUCAAACAA